Drosophila erecta is the source of this 2131-nucleotide messenger RNA. RefSeq names its product serine/arginine repetitive matrix protein 2. The transcript is spliced from 2 exons. Lineage: Eukaryota; Metazoa; Arthropoda; Insecta; Diptera; Drosophilidae. The record is from RefSeq and is a predicted model, not a curated record. Bases 348 to 2084 code for a protein of 578 amino acids.
AUUUCAGAGAUGCCACGUCUUGGCUUGGGCGCGGACCAACGGCCUUAAAUAAUUACAUUUUAUUAGGGUGCUGGAUGUUUAGCUGUGACUUUUCCUUAUCUCCAUAUUUACUAUUUUAGUAAUAGAAUGUAACCAAUCUUGGAGCAACUUUAGAUUCGUAAAUAACUCCAAGUUCGGGCAAAAUGUAUUUACGUUAAAAUAAAUCCGACAACAUAUCAUCACAAGAGCACCACCAAUAAAUUCGAUAGCUUUGGAAUUUUAAAAAUGAGCUAUCGCGUGCCUUCAACUAUCGAAUUCAUUAACGCCAAUGCUAAACAAUACAAUUAAUUCAAACGUAUGGCAAAAUAAUGAGAACUCAAAGUGGCAAAACAGUAGAUUCGUCCGGUAUCGGCUCUGACCAUGGCCUAGCGAAUACAAAAAAGCAUCCCCGCAAGCCCCUGUGCCACAAGAGCAGCACGCACAUAGAUCACAGACGAGAUAUCGGGGACACCACGAAGGCAGAUGUCCAGGACGAAAGAGUCCUUAGCUUGGAAGCCAAUGAGCAAGAUGGACUUGUGCAAGAAGUUUAUAUUAAGAGCGAGCCCUUAUGCGAAGACCUGUGGGAUGUUCUGGACGAGCUGGGGGACAUACUGGAUGAGGAGCAGGCCGACAUGUCAAAUAAGAGACAGGGCAACAUUAUAGAUAGGGAACAGGGCGUCCGUAUCUAUAAGGAGGAGGACGCGUUUGAUGAGGAAGAAGUGGAGGUGCCACCGGCGCCCCCCAUCUCACUGAACGACGACACCUCCUUAUUCACCAGAAGAUCCAGACCAGAGGCUGACGUCUCUCCCUUCAGCUUUAAUGGGUCUUUAUACGAGUCGGGAGAAAUUUCUUCAAGUGAAUCUGCAGGGAAGAAACCACUUGGUAGUAUUCAUUUACCUGACAUGGCCCUAGUGCGUUACCAAAACUCUUCAGAACAGAGAUCAAAACGCCGCACCCCAAGGUACAGAAACAGCAGAAGCAGCAACUCCAGGAGCCCAACAAGACCUAAGGAAAGAUUGGGUCCGCCCAUCCACAGAAGGCGAAACAGUCAAUCUAGAGACCACAGUAGCUCCCGGAGGCGGAACUACUCUAGGGACCAACGUGAGCAGUGCCGCAGAGUACCAUCUAGGCGCAAACACAGCUCAAGUUCCCUGAGUCCAGAUCGUAGAAGUCGUUCCCGAUAUGUACGAAAUCCUCCAGUAGGCAGAGGGUGCAGGGAUGCGUCCCCCUGUGUUGGGAGCCGUCACAGAUCGCGAAGAUCCCCAAGCGUUGGAUGGAGGCGGGGAUCGAGGUAUUCGCCAUUAAGUCGUUCUCGGUAUCGGUCAAGGAGCACCUCUAGGCCAACCAAAAUUGGGGUACAACAUCGAAUAGAAAGCAGGGUUUACCUGAGCGGUCGAUCGAGGAGCAGAAGCAAAUCCAAAUUUUCAAGAAUCACGCUUUCGAGACGCGUAUCCAAAUCGCGAUCAAGGAGUAGGAACAGACCAUUGAAGGCCGUGGCUUUCCAACGUUCAUGGAGCCGAUCCAACAGCCCCCAGAAUCGCCCUCGGAUUCGCUCAAAGUGUAGCUCUCCGCCCGCACAUACCCACCAGCUGAAUACAUUUGAAAACAGGCCCAGGGUGUCAGGUAUUGUUACUAGGGCAAUCGAGGAGAGGCAGUCACUUGACCAACCACUCCAAGCCAUGUCGCCACAUUUGCCCGCAAAUUCGCCGCGCCCCAUUUGUCCAAUGGUUACACUUCACGACAAUCGAACUAUCCGGCCCCAGGAGAUGUUCCAGUACCUGCUGCCCACAACUGUUCCACAAAUUUUCCACACGCAGACGCACCACACCCAUACGGAGUACAGUGUGUAUGCGGGCAACGUUCCCAUAUCCUACGGUCAGCCUUUUCCGCAGCUGGGGCCGUACGACCUGCGCCACCGCUUGUCCACGUCGCGUUCAUUCUAUUACGUAGGGCCCAACGAUCUGCGGCACCGUAUUGAGGAAAUAUACUCGCAGCAACCCGCCCUUAAUGCCUACACCGAGUGGCCCACGGGGGAAACUGAGCAGUAUCCCAGUGAUUACUACUGAAGGGCUCCACCCUAUGAUUUAGAAUAAAGAUCAUUACUUGCAGCACA